Bactrocera latifrons is the source of this 2601-nucleotide messenger RNA. RefSeq lists its product as uncharacterized. NCBI's taxonomy places the organism in Eukaryota, Metazoa, Arthropoda, Insecta, Diptera, Tephritidae. The record is from RefSeq and is a predicted model, not a curated record. Gene Ontology annotation, cellular component: plasma membrane. The transcript is spliced from 12 exons. Bases 377 to 2032 code for a protein of 551 amino acids. Gene Ontology annotation, molecular function: GTP binding; calcium channel regulator activity; GTPase activity.
UCAACGCAACGGUAAAUUUGCAUAUUUUGSUGAAGUGAAAAAUUCAGUGCGAAAAUUUGUUUUUACAACAAAAGUAAAAUAAACACAGUGCUGUUUUCCGAAAACUUUUUGAAAUUUUGAGAUUAGAAAAAUAAUUGUGUUUACUGUUUUUGAAGUGUUUCAACGCGAAACUSAAAACUACUGCAAUCAUCUCGAUUAACGAUUUUCAGUACUUUCCUGCUUCUGUAAUUUUCGAAAAUCAAACUGCAAUGUAAACAGUCUGCGCCAAAACAUUUGUGCGGCAAUUUUCUAACUUUCAUAAACGUACAUAUUUGAAAACUUAAAUUUUUAUAUUGAAUUUGGUGUGUGYUGUGCUUGUGGAAUAAUACAAAUACUCAUGGUUUAUUAUCAAAAUAUUGACACUGAACUUGUGCAUUUUGACAAACCGAAAAUGGCGCCUUUCUACAAGAAAUUAUGCAGAAGUCUUUCGAAACGCUGCAAACAGCCGUCCUUGAGCUUAGACAGCACCGUGGAAACGUUGCUUAUCAAGAACGAAGGUGAUUUCAUCAGCGUCGAACAGGGUAAAGAGACAUUAACGGCAACUGGUGCAAUGGCAGCCGGCACAGCGGCGCACGCACGCAAACGCAACUCACAACAGUUGCAACAUCCACCACAUCAUCCGGCCGCACAUCAUCAGCACACGACUGCCACGCAGCAGCAACAACAGAAACGCGAUGAAAAUAUGCGACAAUUGUUGGAUGUGACGAAUACGUUGACAUUCGAGGAGUUGCGUGAUUUCGAAAUGCGUUAUGGCUCACCACAUCACAGCCGUUCACAAUCGGUAAAAACACCAGGAAGUCGUGCGUCCGGACGUCCCAAUCAGUUAUGCUUGCCACAACAGCGUUCACGCGUCGCUUCAAUGCCAAAUACUGGCGUCGAGGAGGAGUACUAUAGACUGAGGCAUUUUUCCAUUACCGGCAAAGGUGUAGUGAAUCGCGGUGAUUCGCUCAAGAGUCGACGUAGUCGUUCCAACAACAGCGUAGCCAGCUCCAAUUCGAGCACGGAGCACUUGACUGCCGCCCAAAUACCAGCACCGAAUUCGGCACGCACAUCCGCCACCUGCAGCUUGGCGUCCAGCCGUGAGAGCAGCACUUCAAAUCCAGGCAGUGGUCCAUACAGAGUCCUCAUGCUCGGCGGACCGGCAGUUGGUAAAAGCUCGUUGGUCUCACAGUUUAUGACCUCGGAGUAUUUGCAUGCCUACGACACAAGUAUUGAUUUAAGUCAACCACCUUUUUCCGCAUCUUUAGCAGGCCCAUGCGAGAUACGCAUAGAAAUUGAAAAACCCGCAGACGAUGAUGAAUCUGGUGAAAAGUCUGUCUCAGUAUUACUCAGCGGUGAGGAGUCCGAAUUGAUUUUCAUUGAUCAUGCAUAUACAGAAAUGAAUCCUGAUGAUUGCCUAUCCAGUUAUGAUCCGCACGGUUAUUGUGUCAUUUAUUCGGCUGCUGACCGUAGCAGUUUCACUGUGGCCGAACAUGUACUGCAAGUUUUGUGGACCAAUCAAAAUAUCGCACAAAAGGCUGUCAUUUUGGUGGCGAACAAAGCCGAUUUGGCGCGCAGUCGGCUGGUGACAUCCGAUGAGGGCAAAGCCAUGGCCACCGCCUAUGAUUGCAAAUUCAUCGAAACCUCGGUGGGCAUUAAUCACAAUGUCGAUGAGCUGUUGGUCGGUUUGUUGUCGCAGAUACGUUUGAAAUUGGAAAAUCCGGAAAAAUCAAGGGAUCUAUUCCGUAAACGUUCGAUACGUAAGUCGAAGCGUCGCGCCUGUUCACCGCUCGGUGGCGCCUGUCUCACCGGUGGCACUAACCCCAACACACCGUUGGGACCAAUGAAUAAUGUCAUUUCCGAUGUGAAUACACCGCCUGGCAGUGCACAAAGCAGCCCKCGCAAAUACCGUGGCUCUCGCACAUCGACCAGCCUAAAGGUGAAAGGUCUCUUGGGACGUGUUUGGGCGCGAGACUCCAAAUCGAAGAGUUGCGAGAAUCUGCAUGUUUUGUAAGCASUCAACGCGCCUGUUCUAAUUGUCCGCUCAAACAUGCCGCGCUAAGCGUGAAUGCUGCGUGAAUGUGUUGUUGUUGUCUUUCAAAUGUAUAAAGUUGAAAUAUAGUUGGGUGCGUGCGUCAAGAGCCGGAGGAAUUAAAAAUUACUGGAAAUUUUGGAACAAAAGUAAACAUAAUUAGAUUUUUGCAAGCAGUCGCUAGACACACAUACAUACAUACCCAGCAAAAGUACUGCAAAUUAUAAGAAUUUAAGUGAUAAGUGUGAGAAAAAAGUAAACGGAAACCGUAUGCGAGUAAAUCAUGAAAGAAGUAAGCGUAUGUUUCAUUUUUAAUUUUUUUAUUGGUUUUUUUUUUGUGUAAAUAGUAGUAAUUAUAUACUUAUUGUAAUUAAAUUAAGUAAAUUUUGUAGCAAUUAUCGUAUUAUGUCUGUAUUUUUCACGAGUAGUAUUGAGAAUUGUAACCGAAGAAUGGUAACUACUAAUAAAGUGUUUACACUACACACUAUACACAUACACAUACAUAUAAACAUGCAUACAAACACGACGAAAAAAUGAGUAAUUUAUAUUUU